CGGAUAAUGAUCAUCAUGAAACUAUUAGUUCUGUGUGUCUUGGUGGCCUCGGCAACCGCGGCGACGUCAACUUUGCAAGAAUCCAACGGGAGCCAAAACAAGAUAGUCGGCGGCACAUACGCUCGUCCUGGUCAAUUCCCCUUCCAGUUGGGUUUUUAUGAUACACAUUCUACCCCAGAUGAAUUCGUAUGCGGAGCUAUCAUCUACCAUAAUGAUACCAUGAUAACCUCCGGAGGUUGUGUCAGAUACUUCGACCACAACAAUCCUGAUUCACUCGUGGUUGGUGCUGGGGAUCUGAAUUUGGUCCUCGACGAAGAGACUGAGCAGUGGAGAAAAGUCAUUCGGAUCAUCUCGCAUGACGGAUUUGACCCUGACACUCAUGAAAAUGAUAUUGCAUUAUUGAAAAUUGAUCGUCCUUUCGAUUUAAACGAGUAUGUAUCAGGUGUGACUCUUCCUGGUAAGGGACAGAUCUUCUCUGGAAACUCUUUCGUGUCCGGAUGGGGAACCUUGAGCUCAGGCGGCAGUGGUCCACUCGUCUUGCAGUACGUGAGCGUGCCCAUGUUCAGCGAUGAAACUUGUAGAAGCGCCUAUGAUAGCAAUGGAGCAUUUUUAGGUUGGAAAAUUAAAGACUACAUGAUCUGCGCUGGUGAAGAUGGCAAAGACACCUGUUCGGGAGACGGCGGUGGUCCAAUGAUAUGCGGAGAUUAUCUCUGUGGAAUUACUAGUUGGGGAGUUGGGUGCGGCGAUGCUCGCUACCCUGGAGUUUACACCAAAGUAUCGUACUUUGUCGACUGGAUUCACGAUAACGAAUAAGCCGUUAAUCGAACUAUACUUCCUGAACAUAAAUGAAAAUACGUCAUGUUCAAAUUCAGUGACGCAUCCAAAAUUUUUAAUUACCACUUGUUCACAUAAUAAAAUGUAGCCAAAAUUCUGAAACGUAUGUAGAAUAGAACCUUCAUUUCUGAAUCUGAAGUGUGAAAUAAUAAUUUACACCGUGAAACGCAAUUAAACAUUCCGAUUCUGUUAAAAUAACAUUCCGAUUCUGUUAACGCAAAACUCGUUAGCCAAUUCAAAUUGGAAUCACUGAAGAUAAAGCCUAAAUUGAUUUACAUUAGUGACACAAAUCAACCAAAUCAUUUUACAUUAUAAAGAAAACUUGCAAGUAAAUAGCUAUGAAAGAUUACGCACAAAGAAACAUUGAAGACGAAUAACUUUUUUUGUAUCUCCUUUUCCAAACUACUAAAAUUAAGACAUUAGUCGUAACUGUGAACAUGCUUUUCAAUAGAUUUCUCAUUUAACAACUUCAUGUUGCUUCUAGUAAA
Molecule: messenger RNA, 1322 nt
Organism: Hyalella azteca
Lineage: Eukaryota; Metazoa; Arthropoda; Malacostraca; Amphipoda; Hyalellidae
Product: trypsin-1-like
Exons: 3
Coding region: 7-813 (268 amino acids)
Biological process (GO): proteolysis
Molecular function (GO): serine-type endopeptidase activity
Source: RefSeq, a predicted model, not a curated record